AUACAGACGCUAGGUGGGAGUAGAGUGCGUGGGACGCUGUUGAGGGCUUGCAGGAAGUUGCGCAGUAGAGCUAGCUGGGUACAAUGGCGCCUCUAGAUCUGGAUAAAUACGCGGAGAUCGCAAAGCAGUGUAAAUACCUCCCAGAGAAUGACCUCAAGAGGCUUUGCGACUAUGUGUGUGACCUUCUGCUGGAGGAGUCCAACGUACAGCCUGUCUCCACUCCUGUAACAGUGUGUGGUGACAUACAUGGACAGUUUUAUGAUCUGUGUGAACUCUUCCGAACUGGCGGCCAGGUUCCAGACACAAAUUACAUCUUCAUGGGUGAUUUUGUUGACCGAGGAUAUUACAGCUUGGAGACGUUCACUUACUUGCUGGUGCUGAAGGCUAAAUGGCCCGACCGCAUCACACUCCUGCGUGGAAACCAUGAGAGCAGACAGAUCACUCAAGUGUACGGCUUUUAUGAUGAAUGCCAAACCAAAUAUGGGAAUGCAAAUGCUUGGCGAUAUUGCACCAAAGUGUUUGAUAUGUUAACAGUUGCAGCACUGAUGGAUGAGCAGAUCCUCUGCGUCCAUGGCGGCCUCUCCCCAGACAUUAAAACCCUGGAUCAAAUUCGAACCAUCGAGCGGAACCAGGAAAUCCCCCACAAAGGAGCGUUUUGUGAUCUGGUGUGGUCAGAUCCUGAGGACGUGGACACCUGGGCCAUCAGCCCCAGAGGAGCCGGGUGGCUCUUUGGUGCAAAGGUCACAAAUGAGUUUGUUCACAUCAACAACCUGAAGCUGAUCUGCCGGGCACACCAACUGGUCCACGAAGGCUACAAGUUCAUGUUUGACGAGAAGCUGGUCACAGUGUGGUCUGCUCCGAAUUACUGCUACCGCUGCGGCAACAUCGCCUCCAUCAUGGUCUUCAAAGAUGCUAACACACGAGAGCCCAAGCUCUUCAGAGCAGUGCCUGACUCAGAGAGGGUUAUUCCGCCUCGAACCACAACACCAUAUUUCCUGUGAGCACGGUUGAGCUAAAACAACCCAACCUCCCCACUUGCUCUGUAGCACAGACAAGGGACUGCAACGUCUGUGACAGUGGCAGCAGAAGUCGUGAGCCCAUAAUGAUUUUGUAUAGUACAUUUAGUAUCAUUUCCAAUUAAUUUCUGCUCUCUGUGCCAACUGUUAACAGUGGUUUCCACUCUGUGCAUUUAAUGCCAUUAUACCAGACUUAAAAUCCUGUUAAUCAGAAGUUGGCCCACAACAGCAUCCUUGUCAGUGCUGUUUAAAUGUUUUAUAGACAAUGGAUGGAAAUUACACAGGUCAACUUGUAAACCCUUGUAAAAUGUGCAUAUUUAUAGACCUCCAUUGUAGUUUACAAUAAAUAUUCACUUUGAAGAGCAAAACAGGACUAUAAUGUUGUAUACGUUGUUCAUUUCAUUUUCCUUUGUUAUGGAAAUGUAUCAGAGUUGUGUGUAAGAUAAUGAUAAAGACGCACUGCACAAAAGCAAUGCUGCUUUUACUCAGAUAAACAUACUGCUUCAGUGGAAUUAUACAGUGUUGUAAUGUGAUCUUAUAAAUAAACACAUAAACCUGA
Messenger RNA from Myripristis murdjan (pinecone soldierfish), 1575 nucleotides. RefSeq names its product serine/threonine-protein phosphatase 6 catalytic subunit. Lineage: Eukaryota; Metazoa; Chordata; Actinopteri; Holocentriformes; Holocentridae. The record is from RefSeq and is a predicted model, not a curated record. Bases 84 to 1001 code for a protein of 305 amino acids. Gene Ontology annotation, molecular function: protein serine/threonine phosphatase activity. The transcript is spliced from 7 exons.